Messenger RNA from Canis lupus familiaris (dog), 1236 nucleotides. Its product is annotated as basic salivary proline-rich protein 1-like. The record is from RefSeq and is a predicted model, not a curated record. NCBI's taxonomy places the organism in Eukaryota, Metazoa, Chordata, Mammalia, Carnivora, Canidae. The transcript is spliced from 3 exons. The coding region runs from base 1 to 1236 and encodes 411 amino acids.
AUGUGCGCGCCAGCAGCCCAACACCUGCCCGGCGGCCCCGCGGAGGGCGUCCUUGUGCCCCGGGGCACCACGGCCGGAGGUCACCGCAGCCCCGAGGGCACCGCGGCCCGAGGUCACCGCAGCCCGAGGUCACCGCAGCCCCGAGGUCACCGCGGCCCGAGGUCACCGCGGCCCGAGGUCACCGCAGCCCCGAGGUCACCGCGGCCCGAGGUCACCGCGGCCCGAGGUCACCGCAGCCCCGAGGUCACCGCAGCCCCGAGGUCACCGCAGCCCGAGCCCGAGGUCACCGCAGCCCGAGGUCACCGCGGCCCGAGGUCACCGCAGCCCCGAGGUCACCGCGGCCCGAGGUCACCGCGGCCCGAGGUCACCGCAGCCCCGAGGUCACCGCAGCCCCGAGGUCACCGCAGCCCGAGCCCGAGGUCACCGCAGCCCGAGGUCACCGCGGCCCGAGGUCACCGCAGCCCGAGGUCACCGCAGCCCCGAGGGCACCGCAGCCCGAGGUCACCGCAGCCCGAGCCCGAGGUCACCGCAGCCCGAGGGCGCCGCAGCCCCGAGGGCACCGCGGCCCGAGGUCACCGCGGCCCGAGGUCACCGCGGCCCGAGGUCACCGCGGCCCGAGGUCACCGCAGCCCCGAGGUCACCGCAGCCCGAGGUCACCGCGGCCCGAGGUCACCGCAGCCCCGAGGUCACCGCAGCCCCGAGGUCACCGCAGCCCGAGGUCACCGCAGCCCCUGGAGGGCGUCCCGUGCCCCGGUCACGGUGCCACCGCAUUCCCUGCGCCUGACUCCGCGAACACACGGGAACUGCCUCUCGGGUCUGCAGUGUAGAUGGUCCCCUGCUUUCCGGGAGAGCCUGGGCUGGUCCGACCGCCGGGGCCUCCGGGGCAGCGCUGCUCUGGGACCCCGUGCCCCCCGCAGCUGCCCCGGGGCAGCACCGACCGCCGCGCCCCAGGGGCCCUCCGCAAACCGCGGGCGCCGGGAGCCCCCGCACAGCCCGCCCCGCGGAGCCCGCCUGCAUGCCCCCGCGCCGCCGUCCCCUCCGAAAAGCGCGGGGCCCGAUGUGCGCAUGCGCGCUGCCGACGUGCUCGGGCCCGCGCCGUGCGAGCUCCAGUGCCGGCGGGGCCGACUGCCCUAUGACCUUGGUUACUGGCACUCGAACCCUCCCACCGUAUCAGGAGGCUUCAUCUUUUACAAACGGGACAUGUUAGAGCUCUAUCUGAUACCUCAGCGCCGGUAG